Molecule: messenger RNA, 8242 nt
Organism: Hyaena hyaena (striped hyena)
Lineage: Eukaryota; Metazoa; Chordata; Mammalia; Carnivora; Hyaenidae
Gene: MKI67
Product: marker of proliferation Ki-67
Exons: 15
Biological process (GO): regulation of mitotic nuclear division; regulation of chromosome segregation
Cellular component (GO): nucleus; chromosome
Molecular function (GO): protein binding
Source: RefSeq, a predicted model, not a curated record
GGGCUGCGGACGCCGGCGGACGCGUCGCCGGCUUCUCCGGGUGAGGACGCGGGCUGCAUCUGCAGGAGCAGUGGACUCCGGCGGCGGUGCGGGCGACUGUCCUUGUGGGAUGUUCCUGCAACAAGUUUGCUUCAGCAAACUGUUUGAUGCCUGACCUUUCUAUACGGAUUAUACUCAGCUUCUUGUUUAGAAGAUGGCUCCUACAGGACGCCUUGUUACCAUCAAAAGGAGCGGGGUGGACGGGCCCCACUUUCCACUGAGCCUCAGCACCUGCUUGUUUGGAAGGGGCAUCGAAUGUGACAUUCGCAUCCAACUGCCUGUAGUCUCAAAACUACAUUGCAAAAUUGAAAUCAAUGGGCAGGAGGCAAUACUGUUUAAUUUCAGUUCCGCGAAUCCAACACAAGUCAAUGGAUCUGCUAUUGAUAAGCCUGUACAGCUAAAGCAUGGAGAUGUGAUCACUAUUGUUGACCGUUCUUUCAGGUAUGAAAAUGAAAGUCAUCAGAAUGGAAGCAAGUCACCUGGAUUCCCAGGACAAAGACACAAACAGGAAUCUCUGCAUCGAGUCUCAAGAUCUAGCCUCUCUUCCAACCCUGAUGGGAAAGUUCAAGAUUCCAAUGCCCAUUCGAAACCGUCUGAAGAAAAUGUUUCAGGACGGCCUCAGAAGAAGGGCGAAGCCGCCAGCCCCAUCUCGGGGGGCUCCGAAGAGCUGGCUGCAAGCAGAACGCUUCCUGUGGCCCGUCCCUCGGAAGUUGCUGGACGUAACUACAGAAAUGUCCCGGAGCCCACAGGCAGGGAUUUUCAGGAAGAUUCUAGUGGCAGCUUCGUGAGCUGUAGAGGAGGCCUCGGGUCUUUGCCCUGCGCCCGGGGCCUGGAGAACGGGGCGAGCCGUGAGUCCCCCUUCAAGAAGCUUUAUGACUCCAUGAAGGAAGAGCUCGAUGUAAAGUCAGAAAAAGGAGAUGUUCUACAGAGUGGCAAAAAAUCUGGAUCACGGGGUCAUCGUGCACCGGAGAAGGAAUGUUCUGGUGGUUUACAAGCCGAGACACACAUCCCUGUGUCCCCUAAGUCCAGACCCCAGUCAGGUCGGAGCACCCAAGUGAAGGCAGACCCUGCUUUGGAAGAACAAGGAAUUAGCCAGACUGAGGACAGGAGAGAAGGCGAGGAGGCUGUGGAGACUCCCAAGGACGCCAGGGGUCCCGUCGUCCCUCCUGAGGAGACGACAAAACCCAAGACCCCCGUACAACGCUCCCCACAGACCCCCUCACGGAAGCGUCAGCAUCAAGACGUGGGAGUUACCAGUGGACGUGCGUCUGCGGAUCGGGGUCCAGAGGAAGGCUUCGGGGCGGGUAGCAAGUCGCUGACUCCCAGGAAGUCCUUAACCAGAAACCAAACACCCGCUCAAGUUGAGUCUGCUGCUGAUUUUGGAGAUACACCAGAAAAACGCUUUUCCAGAAAGAGGAAGAGUAUUCCUACCAGUGUGGACGUUCUUACGCCAGAAACAGAAGCUCAGAAUCCCGCUAUUUUAGCUCCGUUGCCCGUUCAAGUUGAAAGGAAGAUUCCAAACAGUUCCAUCCACCAGCCUGAGAAGGGGGGUGCCGCCCCGGGGCGCAUGCACUCAGGGUUGCCUGGUCGCGGUUCGGUUGAUCCCAGCAACUUCGGUGAAUCCAUUAGUAAGGCUGAAGGAACACCCCUGAAAAGAAGGCGGGUCUCCUUUGGUGGGCGCCUGAAGCCGGAGUUAUUUGAUGAAAACUUACCUCCUAAUACACCUCUCAAGAGAGGAGAAACACCUCGAAGGUCUCUCGUAAGCCACACUCCGCCCGUCCUGAAGAAAAUCAUCAAGGAACGCCCUCAACCGUCCGGAAGAGAAGACUCCUCCGGACUCCGUCCAGAAGUGACCACGCAGCCGCAGUUGGCGGGAUCUCCAGCCCGCGAUCCGACCAGAACUCCUCCAGGUGCCAGUGACCCACGCCGCGGGUCACCCAAGGCGUCCUCGGUCUCCAGUGGCGGCAAGUCUCCCCAUCAGGCGGAUGUUCCUAAGAGGGGAGGCAGGCGGAGCGGCAACUUGCUUUCAAAGAGGGCCUCCGUCGACCGGAGCCAACACGAGAUCCUGCAGAUGAUUUUCUCCAAGAGAAGGAGUGGAGCCUCGGAAGCCAACUUAAUCGUGGCAAAGUCGUGGGCAGACGUGGUCAAACUCGGGGCCAAGCAGACCCAGGCUAAAGCGGUUAAACACGGCCCUCAGAGACAGCUGAGCAGAAGGCCAAGGAAAGCCAACACUCCGAAGAAGCCUGUGAGCGGCAUUCCCAAUCAGUUUAGUACAGGCCAUGCCAACUCUCCCUGUACCAUAAUCAUAGGGAAAGCUCACCUCGAAAAAGUAAACGUGCCUGCUCGGCCCUACAGAAUGCUCAACGACUUUGUCAUCAACAAAAAUAUGGACUUCAGUGAAGAUCUUUCAGGGUUAACUGAAAUGUUCCGAACCCCGGCAGCGAAAGUGAAGCCACAAACAGAGAGCCUGUGUCCCAGCGCUUUCUCACAUUCAGAAGACGUUGUCAGAAGAGAGUUUCAAGUACCUGAUUCAGGAGAAAAACCUCUGCUACGCACGUCUGAAAAUUUUGGAGAGAAAGUAUUCCCCGAGGCUCAGAAUGCACCACAAGAGCCCUUUGAUCAAAGCCCCGCGAGCCCUGUCCUCAGACGACAGAGUAUCAGAGCAAACGUGAACAUCGAGAAGACUCCAGCAUCCGAGGCAGAGGCUCCCAAGGCUGCAUCAAGUGCAAACCGGCUUCGAAGGUCCGUGGGGCCCAGCAGCACACAGAAGCCGGGUGCGGGGCGCAAGGACGAAGAAGCCCAAGGAGACCCCGAGGAGAACGCUUCAGGACGCCAUCUGAUGAAGACCCCAAAACGAGGACAGAACCCGGAGGGAGCAGCGGGGGCACAGGAGGGCUGUGCUGGAGUGCGUGAGCAAGAUGCCGGGGCAGAGGAAACCUCUGAAGGGGCGGUAGCUGCGAGGAGGUCGAGAAGGUAUUCAGAGCAGAAACAGGAACCAGUUGCAGACCUGACCUCCCUCAAGAGAUGGCAGGACACAGAACCCAAGGAAGACCGGGGGAGCAUCCAAGGUCUCCUCCGCACACCCAUUCACGCCCAGGGACCAAAGGAUGCUGAGGACCGAAUGACAGAAAAGCGCCAGAAAUCUUCAAAGGCGGAACUAGGCGGCCCACCGGCCAGGAUGAGCAUACGGCUCAAGGCCCCCCCCCAGAGAGCGGGCCUGGAGGAGGGGCCCUCGGCUCUCAGGAAGCCCACCCAGGUGCCAGCGGAAAGCCCACGCUCACACGGAGAACAGGGAGGUGGUGACGAAGACAUCGGGUGGUUUACCAGAACUCCCUAGCAGAAACUGAACGCUGCAGAAAAUGUAACUGGAAGCAGGAGGUGGCCAAGAACACCUAAAACCAAUACCCAUCCCUUAGAAGAUCCGGCUGGACUCCGAGAUCUCUUCCAAACACCAAACCACACAGAUAAACCAACGACUGGUGACCAAAACACCAAAGUUCCCUGCAAAUCCCCACUGGCAGGACCAGGCAACACACCAGCAAGUAAAAAGAGGUGGCUCGAGACCCCUCCCCAGAAAGUAGACGUGGAAGAGGAGCCCUCAGCUCUCAGGAAGCCCACCCAGACGCCAGGGGAAAGGCCACACUCACACAGAGAACCAGGCGGGGAAGAUGAAGACAUCAGAUUGUUUAACAAAACUCCAGAGCAGAAACCUGCAGAAAAUGUACGUGGAAGCAAGAGGCGGCCAAGGACACCCAAGACAAAGGUCCCGUCCCUAGAAGACCUGGCUGGACUCAAAGAGCUCUUCCAAACCCCAGACCCGGUGACUGGUGACCACACCACCAAAGUCUCCUGCAAAUCUCCACUAGCAGAACCAGUCAACACACCAGCAAGGAAAAAGAGGCAGUUUGAGACCCCUCCCCAGAAAGAGGACCUGGAGGAGGGGCCCUUGGCUCUCAGGAAGCCCACCCAGACGCCAGGGGGAAGCGCACACUCACACGGAGAACCUGUGGGUGAGGGUGAAGACAUCAAAUUGUUUACGGAAACCCCAAAGCAGAAACUGGACCCUGCGGAAAAUGUAACUGGAAGCAGGAGGCAGCCAAGAACACCCAAGAAAAAGGUCCACUCUUUAGAAGACCUGGCUGGACUCAGAGAGCUGUUCCAAUCACCAGACCAUACAGACAAACCAAUGACUGGUGACCAAACCACCAAAGCACCCUGCAAAUCUCCACUAGCAGGGCCAGGCAACACGCCAGCAAGUAGAAAGAGGCAGCUCAAGACCCCUCACCAGAAAGUGGACCUGGAGGGAGAGCCUUCAGCUCUCAGGAAGCCCACCCAGACGCCAGGGGAAAACACACACUCACAUGGAGAACCUGUAGAUGAAGAUGGAGAUAUCAAAUUGUUUAAGGACACUCCAAAGCAGAAACUGAAUGCUGCAGAAAAUGUAACUGGAAGCAAGAAGUGUCCAAGAACACCCAGGGAAAAUGUCCAGUCUUUAGAAGACCUGGUUGGCCUCAAAGAGCUCUUCCAGUCACCACACCACACAGAUAAACUAAUUACUGGUGACCAAGCCACCAAAGUUCCCUGUACAUCUCCACUAGCAGGACCAGACAACAAGCCAACAAACAGAAGGAGGCGGCUCAGGACCCCUCCCCAGAAAGUGGGUCUGGAGGAAGAACCCUCAGCUCUCAGGAAGCCCACCCAGACGCCAGGAGAAGGCCCACACUCACACGGAAAACCAAUAGGUGGUGGUGAAGACAUCAGAUUGUUCAAGGAAACCCCAGAGGAGAAACUGGGCCCUGGAGGAAAUGUAACUAGAAGUAAGAGACGACUAAGAACACCCAAGAAAAAGGUCCAGGCCUUAGAAGACCCAGCUGGCCUCAAAGAGCUCUUCCCAAUACCAAACCACACAGAUAAGCCAAUGACUGGUGACCAAACCAAAGCACCCUGCACAUCUCCACUAGCAGGACCAGACAACAAGCCAACAAACAGAAGGAGGCGGCUCAGGACCCCUCCCCAGAAAGUGGGUCUGGAGGAAGAACCCUCAGCUCUCAGGAAGCCCACCCAGACGCCAGGAGAAGGCCCACACUCACACGGAAAACCAAUAGGUGGUGGUGAAGACAUCAGAUUGUUCAAGGAAACCCCAGAGGAGAAACUGGGCCCUGGAGGAAAUGUAACUAGAAGUAAGAGACGACUAAGAACACCCAAGAAAAAGGUCCAGGCCUUAGAAGACCCAGCUGGCCUCAAAGAGCUCUUCCCAAUACCAAACCACACAGAUAAGCCAAUGACUGGUGACCAAACCAAAGCACCCUGCACAUCUCCACUAGCAGGACCAGACAACAAGCCAACAAACAGAAGGAGGCGGCUCAGGACCCCUCCCCAGAAAGUGGGUCUGGAGGAAGAACCCUCAGCUCUCAGGAAGCCCACCCAGACGCCAGGAGAAGGCCCACACUCACACGGAAAACCAAUAGGUGGUGGUGAAGACAUCAGAUUGUUCAAGGAAACCCCAGAGGAGAAACUGGGCCCUGGAGGAAAUGUAACUAGAAGUAAGAGACGACUAAGAACACCCAAGAAAAAGGUCCAGGCCUUAGAAGACCCAGCUGGCCUCAAAGAGCCCUUCCCAAUACCAAACCACACAGAUAAGCCAAUGACUGGUGACCAAACCACCAAAGCACCCUGCAAAUCUCCACUAGCAGGACCAGACAACAAGCCAACAAACAGAAGGAGGCGGCUCAGGACCCCUCCCCAGAAAGUAGAACUCAAGGAAGAGCCCUCGGCUCUCAGGAAGCCCACCCAGACGCCAGAGGAAAACACACAUUCACUCAGAGAAUCAGAUGAUGACAAAGACAUGAAAUUGUUUAAUAGAACUGCAAGGCAGAAACUGGGCCCCACAGAAAAUGUAAUGGGCAGGAAAUAUCAGCUAAGAGCGCCCAAGGAAAAGGCCCAACUCCUGGAAGACAUGGCCAGUCUCACAGAGCCCAUCCCGACACCAGAUCAUACCAAGGAACAAGAGGGCAAGGCUGGUGGCAUGAAGGGAGCUCCACAGCAAAUACCAGAUGGCGGGAAGCCUGUCAAAAUCUUACCGGGAGUCCUUAGGGCCCCUCGAGCACAGCCGGCGGAAGACCAGGCGGGCCUCAGAGACCCUGUACAAUCUCAAAGUGAAAGCAGCGUUUCCCUGUCCCCCAAGAGGAAACGAGGAAACAAGGGGGGUGUCACAGGAACAAAGAGGGUGCGCUCUGUGUCACCUGUACAGGCCCCUGCAGAAGAGAAGCCCCCCCAGAAGAAAAGAAGGGGAGCCCCCAGAGAAGGAUGCAACCCAACUGGACCCCUGGCCACGAAGAAAAAGCUAAGGAUUGUGGGAGAAGGGAUGGAACUCCUGGAGGACCUGACCAGCCACAAGAGGGAAACGAGAAGAAGGGGGCGAGAUGUAGAAAGGACCCCUGCACAACAGGGAAUGUCUCUGCGCUCUAGACGGCCUAACAAACCCGAGCUCGAAGAGCACAGUCCCGAGCCUGUUAAAGCAGCAGCAGAGAAGGUGAAAACAAAGAGAAAUAACAGGAAGCCCCUGACGACCUCCCAGGAGACAAAGCCACAAAGCCCCGAAGACGGAGCCAAGAACCCUACACCUCAAGGCCAAGUCCGUGCAAGCAGAAUGUGUCUGCGGUCUGCGAGACAGAAGAAGAUGCCCUUGCCUGACGGAGCAGAGGAGAGGCGGAGGGGGAAAGGUGUGGCUGUCUGCGUGAAGAAUCAUGAGGAAGAAAGAACGCAACGCUCAGAUUUCGUGUCUUUGAGAUCCAGAAACAUUACGAUCCCUCCAGGAGGAAAUGCUUCGGAGAGCGAAUCCCAACAGCGAGUGACUCGGGGUGCCAAGAGAUGUGCCGAAAAUAUAAAAAAGGAUGAAGACAACGUGAACAUCAAGAAAAUAAGAACCAGAAGUCGUCAGGACAAUUAAGAUGUUUAGCAAAGAAGCUUGGGAGGGGGGGCGUUGUGGGGGGCGGGGGUGGGAACAAGUGACCUGUUUCAGCACAAUCUUUGGGUACAUUUAAAAGGGAAUUCUGUAAAUAAUGCUAUCCGGGUGUUUAAGGAAUGAAUUUUUAGAAUUUUCCAUCUCCAGAUGGUGUAUUCACAAAGGCCACGUGGCGGUCAGAGACUGUUCAUCACUUAUAACGUGAUAAAAAUGUAAAACUUGGGUUGGGACGGGUGGGGGGCUUGGGACCUAGAAAUGGCUUUUAAUUUGACAAAAUGAGCCCCGGAAGUUUCUCACCCGUCCGUCCUUGUCAGCCGUGGACGCCAGCACGUGCCACACGGCUCUGUAGAUGCUUUAUGUGGGUCCGUGUCCCACAUCAGAAUGUGAAUCAGGGGCUUCUGUCCCUGUGUCGCCAGCACUGGGCAGGCACUCAGGAAACGUUAGGGAAAGGGCAGAUUAGAAUAGAUGAAUGACGUGUGUCAGGUCUUUCUUCACAAUGGGGGACGCAUUUGGCCCAUUCGCAAAGGCUCGUGGCCACCCACAGGGGACAGCCCUGUCCUCGGUGUCCCUGCCCUGGAGGGAAUACAAGUGUGACCUGGGGGAAGCUGGUGGCCCCACCUGCAAGGUGGCGGGGGUCACGGAUUUAGACCGCCUGGGGCUCGCCUUUGUCGCUUGCAGAGUAUUUGUCUCAGCUGGGACUGCUCGCAUCUGAGAAGGCACCCACCCCUGCGUCUCAGGGCCACUGGCCAGGGUGCCCCCCACCCCCCCAUCUCUGAACAGUGACAAUAGUCAUUCCAGCUUCUCGAACUUUCUGUCCUGUCUUUACCUUUUCCCAGCAUUCUCCCCGAUCUGCACCCGCCUGGGCGUUCCCGGACUGCACCUGUCGGCCUGCCUCAGUGCCCCACAUGCCACCUUGUUCAGAAAAUAGCACCCACCCUCCUCCUGAGGAACGGCCGUGAUCCAGGGGUGUCCGUGUGAGCUGGAGCCCCCCGGGGCCUCAGACCCAGGCAGCCGGGCCUCAGCAUCUUGUCCCGCCGUGUCUUGUCCGUCUUUCUGUGUUCCCUGGGGUAGAAACCAGCACACUUUCCCUCCAGUCGCCCGUCCGCGUCUCCCCCGCUGGUCUGGCCGUGUGGAGGCGAGGAAGGGACAUGAGCGCAGCUGUCCCCUCCGGCGUCCCCGUCUGCCCUUUCUGUCCUUGUGUAUGGCAUGGAGCCACAUAAUAAAAACUGCUGAAGUAGC